This is a messenger RNA of Zootoca vivipara (common lizard), 2232 nucleotides long. It is a transcript of the gene UNG, whose product is annotated as uracil DNA glycosylase. Gene Ontology annotation, biological process: base-excision repair; base-excision repair, AP site formation via deaminated base removal. Gene Ontology annotation, molecular function: uracil DNA N-glycosylase activity. The record is from RefSeq and is a predicted model, not a curated record. Lineage: Eukaryota; Metazoa; Chordata; Lepidosauria; Squamata; Lacertidae. Gene Ontology annotation, cellular component: nucleus; mitochondrion.
CGGGAGCGAGCGGCGGGUCUUGCCGUGAGGGGACUGAAGAGCUGAGCCAGCGGCUGCGCCUCCUGCCUUUCCCUCUGCGCCCUUCUCUCCCGAGCUGCAGCGCCGGAGCCCGUCUGCGAGCGGAGCCACCAUGAUCGGCCAGAAGACGCUGCUCUCGUUCUUCUCGGCGGCGCAGGCCAAGAAGCGGAGCCGCUCCCCGGAACCAGUCGGGGCCGGUGAGGCAGGCUCUCUUAAGAGGUCGAAGGCUGACGCUCCGUCCCCGCAGUCCUCGCCUCUCAGCCAGGAGCAGCUGGAGCGGAUCCGCAGGAACAAAGAGGCGGCCUUGCAGAGACUCGCUUCCCGCAUCAGCAGCCUCGCUCCUCAAGAGAUCGCGCAGGACUGGAGGGUCGCUCUCGCCGGGGAGUUCGCCAAGCCGUAUUUCGCCCAGCUAAUGGACUUUGUUGCUGCAGAGCGCAAGCGCUACACAGUGUAUCCAGCUGUGCAUCAAGUCUUCACCUGGACUCAGAUGUGCAGUAUCCGUGAUGUAAAAGCUGUCAUCUUGGGCCAAGACCCAUAUCAUGGACCCAACCAAGCACACGGACUCUGUUUCAGUGUCCAGAGACCAGUUCCACCUCCACCCAGCCUAGAGAACAUCUACAAAGAACUGGCUGAAGACAUAGAAGGCUUUUCUCAUCCUGGCCAUGGAGACUUGACUGGGUGGGCUAAACAAGGAGUACUGCUUCUCAAUGCUGUUCUUACAGUCCGAGCACACCAAGCCAAUUCCCACAAAGAGAAGGGCUGGGAGCAGUUCACAGACGCAGUGGUCUCCUGGCUAAACAGCAACUUGGAUGGUGUGGUCUUCAUGCUUUGGGGGGCCUAUGCUCAGAGGAAAGGCAGCUCUAUUGACAGGAAACGGCACCACGUCCUACAGACAGCUCACCCUUCACCCCUGUCAGUGUACAGGGGUUUCUUUGGCUGUAAGCAUUUCUCUAAAACAAAUGAAUUGCUGAAAAAGUCUGGGAAGAAGCCCAUUGAUUGGAGCACCCUAUGACUGGUUGGCAGCAGCCUCAAGACCACAGAAUUUGAAACCAACUGUGUUUGAUUCUUAGAGUGCAGUCACUACUUGGGAACAAUUCUUUGGAUUUGUUUUAAUUGAAUGUGCCAGAUCAAAGAGUCUACUCCAAAGCUCUUAUUUAGGAGUAGCUUUGAAAUUAAUGGAAUUAAUCCUGAAAAUGUGUUUUUCACAUUCUUGGUGAAUUUUGGGACAAAAAUAGAUUGGCUAAGAUGUGAGCCUUUUUUAUGUUCCCUCUGGCUGGUGCCAAGGAAGACAUUCCAUUCUGUUUCAAUGGUGCCUCGCAAGACAUAAGUAAUUCGUUCUGCGAGUCGCUUCGUCUUGCCGUAAUUUCAUAUUGCGAAGUGCAGUUUGCCGUGGCAAAAAAAACCCCCAAAAAAAUCCGCUGAAAAACUUCGUCUUGCGAGGCGCCGAAAACAUCGCAAAACGCUUUCGUCUUGCGAGGUGCCACUGUAUUUGCUAUUGUAAGAUGGGCUUGUUGGUUUUUACUCCCCAUCUUGUACAUCUCAUGUUGAGGGAAAUGAAAGCACCUUUUCAUAUAUUUUUUUACACCAAAGAAGCUACUUUUUAAUUUUUGGCCCACUCAGUGAAGUAUCCAUUCAGCAAACUGUUUAUGAUGGACAAAUCAAUAUCUUAUUUAGUCUUCUAAGCUUGCCCUUUUAUCGGUUGUCAAUUAAAAGUUGCAUCAGUUGCUGUGAACUGUGACCCUGUUUUCACACUGUUUUCUCAGGUCUGCAGGAAUUAGAUCAGCUAUGGCAAAGUCAAAGGAUUCCAGUUGCUUUUUUCUUAUUGGGAUAGGGAAAGGAUGGAGCCAGAUGUUGGAAAGCAUUGCCUGACCUAUAGGAGAAGUGGGGUUUCCAGUGCUAAUGAUGGUUGUGUUAAGGAAAACAUCACACAUGAAAAUCUUAUUCAGCCACAGUUGGCAGCUAAACUUCAGUUGCAGGUAUUGGGCUUGUAGGAGCCAUCAUUUUCAACUUCUAUAAAUUAUAAGGAAGUCUGGCAUACCCUUUUUAUGUGCAAAUUGCAUGAUAAGAUAUUCUGUUCUGGUAUGUUUUAAAUACCAAAUUAUGACUUGUGGGGUUUUUUUUUACUCUUUGUACCACUAGCUGAUAACAAUGUUACAAUUUUUUUUUACAGUCACGUAUAUUUGUUAUAAAAAUAAACAUUUUUUGAUAUUUGUU